This is a messenger RNA of Neocloeon triangulifer, 1613 nucleotides long. RefSeq lists its product as uncharacterized. The transcript is spliced from 6 exons. Bases 519 to 1220 code for a protein of 233 amino acids. The record is from RefSeq and is a predicted model, not a curated record. Lineage: Eukaryota; Metazoa; Arthropoda; Insecta; Ephemeroptera; Baetidae.
UUUAUAACAGCAGACUGCUUUCACGACGGCAUAAAAACGGCAUUUGUUCGUGCCAUUAUGCCAUAUUCGUUUCGUGAUUCAUCUUUUCAUAGCUGCAGUCGCUAGCGCGUACCGUGCCAAUCUCUAAAACUGCAGCGGGCUUUUAUAUUUGCGCUCUGUACAUGAAUCCAUUUCCUAGAUUAGGCGAUCAAUAGUAUGGACCUGGAGGUUUCGUUUGAGGAAAGUCGAUUCUAUGAUUAUUUCGGCGUGGCCAAGAACAAAAUGAUGGCUUUGGAGAAGGCUGAUUUCGCCGAUCAUUGCUCAUUCCUCGUCGGCCCGGACGACGGUUGCCGGCAGUGUUUUCAUGCCAACAAAUUUGAUUUACGAGCAGCGAGCAUGUAUUUUGAGCAGUUAUUUCUGAACCUGACAAAUCCAGGACCCAUCGAAAUCAAGAGCGUCAAACCCCCCAUCUUCAAACUGGUCAUGGAAUUUGUGCAUGUGUGCCGUCUGCUGACGGUUGUGAACACUCCGAAGGAGACAUGAUCGAGUUGGCCAAAGCUGCUGACGAGUUUUUAUUGCAUGAUUUGGGGAUUUUGUGUUCAAACAUGCUGAAACCUCUUCUUUCUCCCAAUACUGUGUGGAGCAUUUUCGGCCAAAAUCAAAAGAACCGAUUCAUCAGUGAAGCUUGCAAAAAGUUCUUGGAGGAAGAGACUGACACAUGUCUUAACGAUGCAGCUUUUCUAGAAAUUGGUUUGGAGACUUUGAUCUCUUUCCUCAACUUAAACAAAAUGAGACUCCAGUCAGAAGCAGAACUUGUGUCUGCCUGUGUGAGACUGGCAAAAGCAAAAGGGGAUGAUUCAAGCUGCAGUGCUUGGCUCCGUUUGGCAAUUCCACAACUCCACCUUUUCACUGUGCCGGAGAUUGACCUUCUGCAAAUCUCCGAGUGGCUGACGAAUGAGGAAAGAAUCUACAUUGCCAUCCUAAACAGUCAAAGUGUUUUGCUGAAAGGAAAAUUUGCUCUAUUGAGUCCAAAGUCAUUCUCCCCAAUUUGUGGUGAAAAUAGAUAUUUUACAACUAACGUCAGCAGAGGGCACGUCUUUGCAUUUACAAAUCAGCUUGAGCCUAUGACUGGACCCAAUGUAAGGCCAUAUAAUUCUGAAGAUGCUCACUUUGGACAGUUUGAACCGUUUGAACACGGCAUGCAGAUGAAAGGAAAGAAGAAACGAAAAAUGUGGUAUUAAGAUUAAUUGGGAAAACCUGCUCAGAUGACUUGAGGUAUAUUCAGUCGGCACUACUCCGGCCUGUUUAUUUAUCGCGGACUACUAUCAGUUUAUAUAUGCACCAGAGAGAAGAUUUGGUCAUUUAAUUUGGUUUUUGGAAUGUUCAUUUUGCCGUCAUCUAUAUAUUAAAGUUCAUUAAACUUAAAACAUAUUAGCCGAAAAACUGAAUCGGCUGCAAGAAUUCUUGCCUUAAGGCUUCUCUUUCAAGUGAUUAUUAUAUCUCAUUUAAGUGACAACACUAGCAGAAAGAAUAAAGAGUUAAAUGGUACCAAAUUUAACAUCUUACUUCGAUAAAAUCUUUGUACCUUUGUAUGAAUUAAUGAAUGCAACAACAUUUGCAAUUUAAGCAAGAUG